Messenger RNA from Meloidogyne enterolobii, 619 nucleotides. The record is from the annotation of a GenBank genome assembly. NCBI's taxonomy places the organism in Eukaryota, Metazoa, Nematoda, Chromadorea, Rhabditida, Meloidogynidae.
UUAUUGCCAAAUUCUCAUUUAUUUACACAGUUGGUAAUAAAUAUAAAUUAUGUUUACAUUUACUUAUUAUGUCUCGGUUUUAACUGUAAUAAUUGGAGGAUCGGCUCAAUUUUAUACAUAUGAUGUCAUUAAUCCAGCUCAGACUACGCUCAUAAAAUGGCUGAAUCAAACAUAUUCUUCGCGCGGUGAGUUAAAGACUGAAGCAGAGUUGAAUAUGGUAUGGUCAAUGAUUGUUUCAUGCGUUGCCAUUGGUGCUAUUUUUGGUGCGCUUUCUACAAAGCCAUUGUCAGAAAGAUUAGGACGCAGAAACGGAUUAAUAUUUAAUGGAAUUUUUAAUGUGAUCGGUGCUUUUUUGGAAUAUCUUGCCAAACCAUUAUCAUCUCCAGAGAUUCUCGUUAUUGGUCGAAUAAUACUUGGGGUGAAUAUGGGUCUUACAUCUGGUCUCGUUCCAAUGUAUUUAAUGGAGAUAACCCCAACGAAAUAUCGAGGAUCUGCGGGCACGUGCCAUAUGGUAUUUGGUGGAGACGAAACAUGGCCUAUAGCUUUUGGAUUUCCAGGCAUACCUGCCUUUUUGCUCUGCUGUAUUUUGCCAUUUUGCCCAGAAAGUCCAAAGGUUUGA